Molecule: messenger RNA, 2350 nt
Organism: Osmia lignaria (orchard mason bee)
Lineage: Eukaryota; Metazoa; Arthropoda; Insecta; Hymenoptera; Megachilidae
Product: tetratricopeptide repeat protein 39B
Molecular function (GO): protein binding
Source: RefSeq, a predicted model, not a curated record
UCCUUUUGUUGCUGUAAUAUGGCAAGGCUGGAGUAAUGGGGUAUAGGUUUUGAUAUCGAAACAGUCUGUUAUUACCAUCAAAGUGCGUUAGACUGUUGCGGUACGAAGUAUUUCUGAUUUUUAUCCUAGGAUAAAGCAGAUGGCGUUCGUUCUCAAAGCACCAUGACCCUCUGAGAGGAAAGGCAAGCAUAAUCAGUAGCGUCAGCAAGCGUCAGUCGGACGCGUGCCCAUACACCGUUCUCUUCACGAUCAUGUAUUUCAACAAAUCUUGCAAAUCUUAAACGAAAAUGUAAAAUUAUCUAUAAUCUGUACCAUUUUAACGUACCGUGUAUUAAAAUCAGGUUAUAUUGCUCAGAAAUGUGCAUUGACAGACGCUAGUUUCUCUGUUUUUUAGUGAACUAUUUUUAUUGCCAUUUGAUGUUUAAUAAAUGCAUAUUUUAGAUAUUAAUUCAAAAUGUCAGACAUCGAAGAAGACGAGUUUCAAGAUGCUCAAGAAUCCAUUUCACAGCCUACUUCCAUGGAUUUAGAUACAGCAAUAAUGGAAGCAAAGAAAGCUAUACACUAUUUUUUUAAUAAUGAUUUUGAAGAAGCACGAAAAAUUAUGGAACCCUGGGCAAGCAGUAGCAUAUAUCACUCUUUAGGAACAAGUGUAUUUGCAUUCCUUGAGGCUAUUUUUACAUUUGAACAAAAACAGAUUGAGAAGGCAGCUGGAGCUGUAAAGCAAUGCAUGAGCGUAUGCUUAAAACAUCGUAAACAUGCAACAUUAACAGAGAAUAUAGGCAAAAUGGUCAAGAAGACUAAUUAUGAUACUUAUACAAUUGAGGAAGUGCAUGCGGAACUAUGUUAUGCCGAAUCACUUCUUUUAAAAUCGAUGCUCACGUUUGUGGAGGACGAGACAUUGGUCAGUUUUGUCAAGGCUGGAUUGAAAAUUCGUACCUGCUUUCUGUCGUAUAAAGAAUGUUUAACAAUUUUAAAUAGUCGUAAAUGGGAAAAUGAGAUUCAUAAAAUACAUUUCGAGAGUGGUGUCCGUACGGGAAUUGGUGCAUUUAAUUUGAUGAUCUCAUUGUUACCAGCAAAAAUUAUCAAACUUCUAGAAUUUAUUGGAUUUUCCGGUGAUAAAGAAUAUGGUUUAUCAGAAUUAGAAGCAGGAUAUAAAGAAAGAAGGGGUUUACGGCACGUAUUGUGCGCGAUGAUUCUUUUAGCUUACAAUUUAAUAGCAUCUUUCGUUUUAAGUCAUACGGAUGGUGAUUUGGACUUGUGCGAAAAAGUAUUAGAAGAAGAAUUAAAUCUCUACCCAAAUGGUGUAUGGUUCUUAUUUUUUAAAGGCAGAUUAGAACUAACAAGAGGGAAUUUUGAGAAUGCCUUAGAAUGGUAUACCAAGUCUUGGAAAAGUCAAGACGUAUGGCCUCAGUUUCAUCAUAUUUGUUUUUGGGAAUUAAUGUGGGCACAUUGUGGGCUACAACAAUGGAAGCAAGCUGCAACAUUCGCCGGUACUUUGGCCAAUGAAUCAAAUUGGUCGCGUACUAUUUACUUAUAUCAAAAAGCUGCGAUUCUUAUAAUGCAGAAUCCACCGACGAAAAGCGAAGAGAAAGAAACGAUAGAUACUUUAAUGAUGAAAGUACCUACGUACAAGCAACGUAUCGCUGGCAAGUCAUUACCCAUGGAAAAAUUUGUUAUAAAAAAGGCUGAACGUUAUUUUGCCCAAAAGAAAAAUCUAGUCCUUCCUGUAUUUGAACUUAUGUAUAUGUGGAAUUUAUUCCGCAUGAUUGGCAAACGGCAAGAUUUAAUGUUAAAUAUAUUUAAAAUAAUAGAAGACGCUGAAAAAGAAUUGAAAAAGGCGACAAAAACGGAAUAUCAUGCCGACAACGAAGCACUUAUCUUGCUUUUAAAAGGUGCUUGUUUACGGCAAAUGAAGCAUUCUUUGUUGGCCGAAGAUUGUUUAAAACGAAUUUUCGAGCUGGAUAAAUCGAUUAGAGAAGAUACCUAUUUACUUCCUUAUGCAACGGUCGAAUUAGCUUUGGUAGCACAAGAUCGAGGAAACAUGCAACUUGCUAUUGGAUUUCUAGAGGAUGCCAAAAAGAACUUUACCGGUUAUAUGUUAGAAUCUAGAUUACAUUUCAAAAUUCAUUCCGAUUUAAUGCGAUUAACAGGAAAGAAGUCAGAAGAUGUACUAGUAUAAUGAAAUUUGGAAAUUAUGAUUUCUGUAAAAAAAAAACUUGUUACUGCCAAUAGUAUCGCUAUUGCAGCUUGAAGCACAGUUUUAUUAACAACUUGUUCUCAUGUAACAAACUGUUGCAUACUUUCUAAUCUGUUUUUCUUUUUUUUUUGGAAAUUAUGCAUUUUGUUGACA